AACAAUUUAUUUUUGAGUUACUAUUACAUGAGACAUGCGGUCGAAAACAAAUCUAAAGUGAAAAACGGUAACCAUCUGGACAUUAACUAGAGAACCAACAGUGCAUUUAUCGUAAAUUAUAGAGCAUUCGAAGUUUAUCGGGGACUUUGUUUUCACAGUCACACUCGGGAUAUAACUGCAUUAUUGAAACCAAAAUGAAAAUAAGGCGUUGUCUUCAUUUUACCUGAGACAUUUACGAAGCAUAUCAGAGAAGAUUCAAAUGUAAUUAUCGUCCUGUGGAACUUAUUUCUGAUGAUAAAUGGAUCGACUCUGUUACUGCUCACGGGUGGGACACGAUUGAUUUACCAUGUAAACAGAUUGAUUAACACUUAUUUGCAGUCAUAGUUUUACUUCUUUGCAAAAGAAACCAUGAGCACAACAGUCCUAGCUUCAACAAUCUAAUUUAAUUGACAAUGGAUAAAUUACAUGUCCUUGGAAUGACAUGUGCUAGUAUGUUCACAUACAGUUUAAGAAAUAUUAAACCAAACAAAUAUCAAUGUCGUCUUCUUAACACAAGACAUGGCAAUCUUCUACAAGUCAAAAGAUAUAAACACUUGUGUAGAUUAACAAAGAAAAAAACAUCUUUCAUUUCUAGUGUGAAUAAAACUGGUGAUUUGACACACAAACUCAACUCCCAAAACUGGAACGUCAGGCCCAUGGCCACAUCUAUAAAUUGUCAACCCAAUUCUAGGUCAACUUCUUCACAAUCUAGGAUGUUUUCUUCAUCCCCAUGUUGUUUUAAUGAUAACAACGAUGACAAUAUACUAAAAGAUGAUCCGUAUUUAAAAGACCUACUAAAAGAAAUUCGAGAGGAUUUUUCUACAUAUUCUGGGAGUCCGACAAAUCAACCUGUUGCAGGUUCAGAAAAUAAAAUGAAAAAAAACAGUGACAAAAUCAUAGAUAAAAACAAAAGACAGGAGGAUGUUAGUAACAGUAGUUAUGAUAGUGACUCCUCAUCUUCCUCAAGUGAUAGUUCAAGUUCCGAAGAAGAGGAUGAUUUGACUUCAGAUUCGGAAGAGGAGGAGGAUUUUAUCUCGGAUACUGAACAUAGUGGUAAACUUUCACAAGAAAAACAGGCUACUGCAAAAGAACCUGACCUAGAUAUAGGGGGGUUCAUCAGUCUUGAUCCUGUGGAUGACUUCGAAGAAGUAGAAGAGUUUCCAGACACAUUCGAACCAGAAAAACAUCCAGACUGGGAAUCUCCAAUCGACCUCAAAAGGGGAGUGACAGGUGUCUUUGACAUUGAGGAACUAGUGGUUCUACUCAAGGCUGACAAUGCCAAAGAUGUAUGUGUGCUGCGCAUGCCGGAUCACCUGAAGCUGGGAGAUUACAUUGUCAUUGUAACUGCCUGGUCUUACCGCCACAUGAAAGCCAUAACCAAAAACGUUAUAUCAACUUAUAAAUUAAAGAAAAACCCAUCUGACAAGUACCCUUUGGUUUCUGGAGUAGAUGAUGGACAAUGGACUGCCUUUGAUCUAGGCAACAUUAUCCUACACGUAUUUAAAGAAGAGGUACGAGAGAUGUACGACCUUGAAACUCUCUGGGCUGUUGGGCCUAAGUACGAUGAGAAAAGUCAAGAGACUGUUAAUCCGUAUAUACUGGAAGACACGGAUAUGAAUUGGCUUCGGGAAUUUUACGAAGAAAAGGAAGAAAAAUAGAGAAGAGACUUGAUGAGAUAAGAAAGACGAGUACUAGAAGAUGGAAGCCAUUAAGCUAUGCAACCACAUGCUCAAAAUUUUCUGAGGAUCACUUAUUUUUCAAAACUGACUUAUCAUUUGUUCAGUAUUAAAGCAGUAACAAACAAUUUUUCAGUGAUUCACUACCAUAUUCGACCUAAUAAGCACAUCUGCCCAUAUAGGUACAACCCCACCUUUUUCAGGAAAGAGGAUGUUUGUGCUAAUUGAAACAUAUGAAAAGUUCCUUACCUACUAAUGACAAGGAUCUUUUUAUACAGUCUUUUAACGAAAGGCUGUGGACAUGUUUUUCCUUCAUAAAGAGAUGUAAAUAACAAAAUGGUUUUUUUUACAUCCAGAUUUCUCUUGGAAACUUUUCCGGUAUUUUGUUAUAGUAAGUGCAUCCUUUUGUCUUUACAUAAGUACACAGUGUGUUUAUAAGGUUGAAUACUUUAUAUUUCACUUUCCAGCAAAAUGAAACAAAGAGACUACUGUGAUGAUAACUGUAUGCUAAAAAAUGGCAAUACAAUAAAUACCCAAUUAAGUAAUUUGUAAAAAUUUGAAUUAUAGUUACUGAUAUUUUGAUAAUGUAUGAUUCUUCAGAUAUUGGAACUUUGCAUCUUCUGAGCAUGAAAGAUUCCUUGUAGCCCAACGUGAAAACAGCCAAAAAAAAGUUUAGACUGGCAAAAUUGACACCUAUUUUAGACAAAUCUCUGCUUUUCUCAAAUAUUUCUUGUGAUUUCACUCUAUUGA
Molecule: messenger RNA, 2465 nt
Organism: Pecten maximus
Lineage: Eukaryota; Metazoa; Mollusca; Bivalvia; Pectinida; Pectinidae
Exons: 5
Coding region: 453-1697 (414 amino acids)
Biological process (GO): negative regulation of ribosome biogenesis; negative regulation of translation
Cellular component (GO): mitochondrion
Molecular function (GO): ribosomal large subunit binding
Source: RefSeq, a predicted model, not a curated record